AUGUCAUCAUCAACCAGCCAUCACCAGUCAAGCCAACAACUCAACCAACUCCAUCAACAUCAACAGCAACAACAGAAUGAUAACCAACAACAAACCACAAACCAAUUCAACUUACCACCCCAACAAACCUCAGACAAACCCCAGCUCAACCAGCAACAGGCAAAUAAAACCACCAAGCCAAUCACCAAGAGAAGGAAGGUAGCCAAGGCAUGUCUGUUCUGCAAACGAUCGCAUAUGACCUGCGAUGACUCUCGUCCGUGUCGAAGAUGUAUCAAACGAGAGAUCGGACAUCUCUGCUGUGAUGAACCACCAUCAGCCAGUGAAAGAUCUAACCUACUAGCAACCAUCAAGAACCAUUCCCAACCAACCCAAACUCAACAGCCAUCCCAAAACCAAUCAGCAUCAGCAUCAGCAUCUCAUCAUCAACAACAGCAACAGCAACAGCAGCCUCAUCCUACCUCUCAAAACCAAUUCAAGAAACAAACCGAUCAGCAACCAUCGAUCAGCAAAUCUUCACUCAUCGAUCCUUCCAUCUCAGCCCCUAACCAACUUAACCCCCUCACACCAGCAAUAGACUCUCUCAACAACCCAAUCAAUCAACUUUCUCAUUUCACCACUCUCUUCAGCCCUCGCCUCUUGCUCAGUCCCUCAUCCACAGACUCGCCCCUCACCAACCCACUCGAUCAAUCACUAGCUUUCUUUCGAGGCUCUAGCGGACUUAAGUUAUUUGAAGAACCAGCCGAAUCUACUCAUGAUGACCCAGAACAAUACCUCAAGAAUGGUCUACUUGAGGAUAGUAAGGGGACCCCAGACUCGAAGGCAGAGGGAUCGAUGAUCGACUUGAGCGAGUUCUUGAACACCUAUCCCGGCCUAUUCUCAGAGAACAUCGGAAAUCUUAAUCAAAGCCUUCACAGGUCUUCGGCAACUAACCAGGAACUUCUAGAGACCACCGGAAUCUCCCCGGCUGCGAUCAACUACGACCAGCUCAUCUCGAGCGCAAACGAGCCUUCUUCGCUCACGUUCCUCAGUCAUUUGGACUCAGUCCAGCCACUGGAUCUCCAACAGAACACGGAAGACCGCUUAGGACAAAUCAUCCGCAGCUCUGGCCUCGAAGCGUUUGAUUAUUCCGAGUCGGAAAGAGAGACGACCCAAUGGAUCGAUACCAAAAUACCAGAGCCUUCAAAGAGCAAGAUGCAGGCACUCUGGAACGAAUCUCAAAACCUCUUUUCUUCGAUCACCAGUCAACAGAGCGCAGAAGAUUCGAUCGAAGCUGAAUAUCAAUUCCAGCGGAACUUGGUGACCUGUCUCCCAAUCUUGGAUACCUUACCUAUCCCAGGGUGCAUAUGGAGACGGAGUGGCGAGAUCUAUAAGACCAAUGAACAGUUCAAUCAUCUCGUUGGGAUCCAUUCAUUCCCCUGUUUCUCUCUCCUAUCUUCUUUUGAUAGUCAUCAUCAUAAGAAAUCUGGUGAAUUCAUUAAGAUUCAUCAGCUCUGGGACAUCGAUAGUGGAUUAAACUUUUUGGAAAAAUUCAAUCGGAUCGCCUUAGAUGAAGGUCAAAAAGCCGUCUUAACUUCGUGUGUUUUGUACCGCUUCAAAGAAAAAGAAGAGGUCCAGCCGACGACGAGGAAGGCAGAAGAACCAAGACCACCCUCGCGAUCUUCAUCAAGCUCCCGAUCGACGACCCACGAGGCCAAACAAAAUCCAGACCAACCAUCCGUCUCCAAUCAACGUCAACCAGAAGGAGAAAACGGCCAUCAGAAGACCGACGAACUCGAUGGACCUAAGUUGAUCUCUGCCACUUCUUCUGAUCCUCUGAUCGAUCCUACUCCUCCUUUGCUUCUUCUUAAGGAGACCACCGAGCAACCCUACGAAUUCGUCGAUGCUGGAAAGACGUUCGUCGUCGCUGAUCGGGUCAAUUGUACCUUCUCCUUCACCGUUCGGAGGGAUUCAUUCGGCUUGCCUUGUCUCAUCAUUGGUAAUUUCUUACCUUCAUGAACAAUCUCUCCUUCAAAGAAUGAAGAUCUGUCUCAACCUUUAGAUUCUAUUCUUAUCUUUGUUUGAGAACCAAAAACAAAAACAAGUAUUUUUUUCUUGUCUCUAUUUUUCUCAGUCUUGCGGUGAGUACAUAUACACAUAUAUAUAUAUACUCUUCGUUCUUCAACCUUGACACAUUCUUGAUAUCACAAAACUGCAAGAU
Molecule: messenger RNA, 2197 nt
Organism: Puccinia graminis f. sp. tritici CRL 75-36-700-3
Lineage: Eukaryota; Fungi; Basidiomycota; Pucciniomycetes; Pucciniales; Pucciniaceae
Exons: 8
Coding region: 1-1995 (664 amino acids)
Biological process (GO): regulation of DNA-templated transcription
Cellular component (GO): nucleus
Molecular function (GO): zinc ion binding; RNA polymerase II transcription regulatory region sequence-specific DNA binding; DNA-binding transcription factor activity, RNA polymerase II-specific
Source: RefSeq, a predicted model, not a curated record